GAAGCACACGUGCUCUACAAAAACAAAUAUUAAGCUUUAAUAAUAUUACGAAUUAACUUCGUAAAUAUUAAAUAAAAUAUCUAAUUCUAAAUCAAAAGUAUAUUUAAAUUAAUAAAUAAACAUUAAAAUGGCCGCUCAAAAUAUUCUAUUGAUGGCUUUCCUUCUCUGUGGCGCAGUGAAAGCACAAAAUUCCAUUCCAGUAUAUUAUAACGACGUAGAAAUACCAGACGGCUGCAGGGACCUGCAGUCCAAGGAACCAAAGUCUGGCGACGAGAACGUAGAGAAUUUCUGCACCCACAUGCCUACCAGCUACCCCCAAAAGUGGAUCGAUAGUUAUGUGGAGCAAUGGGAUAAAAUUAUGGUGCCUCAUCAGCAAUCGAAAGCCUUUCACGGAGUAGAAGAGACACCGUAUGUGAGAGAUGCUGGUUGUGACAUCGGGGACAACAACUGCUGUACGGAAUCUGCGACCCUAAUGCCUUUCUACUUGAAGUCAGAGGACCAAAUGAUGUUGGUUAUCCAGCCCACAUUCUUCCAACAGACCAUCAAAGUAAAGCGUUGCGUGUCUUCAGGGUCCGAGUGUUUCAAAGAUUUGGAUCUGCAAUCGGUUUUCAAGGAAGCCACGUGCGAAAAUGAAAUGGGGACGACCAAACUGUUGGUGUUCAACAGCAAAACCAAUUCAACAGAAAUGAGGGAUCUGCAUUUCCCAGUCGACUGUUCUUGUCACAUUCGUGAUUAACUUAAAUUAUUUUUAAUGCAAUAAUUGUCAUAAAUCAAAUUCGAAUUCCAAAUUUAAAAAUUCGAUUCUCGUUAUUAUCGACUUCUUUAGCUUUUUAUAAUUUGCAAUAUUACUAAAGCAGCGC
Molecule: messenger RNA, 860 nt
Organism: Pectinophora gossypiella (pink bollworm)
Lineage: Eukaryota; Metazoa; Arthropoda; Insecta; Lepidoptera; Gelechiidae
Exons: 6
Coding region: 128-736 (202 amino acids)
Source: RefSeq, a predicted model, not a curated record